Messenger RNA from Rhincodon typus (whale shark), 4340 nucleotides. RefSeq names its product terminal uridylyl transferase 1, U6 snRNA-specific (gene tut1). The coding region runs from base 357 to 2465 and encodes 702 amino acids. NCBI's taxonomy places the organism in Eukaryota, Metazoa, Chordata, Chondrichthyes, Orectolobiformes, Rhincodontidae. The transcript has 10 exons. Gene Ontology annotation, cellular component: mitochondrion. Gene Ontology annotation, molecular function: RNA binding; zinc ion binding; poly(A) RNA polymerase activity. The record is from RefSeq and is a predicted model, not a curated record.
GUGGACUUUAGACACUUUGUUGUCAUGGUCAAAUGGUGGGAAAGGAGUCUCUACUUUGGAGGGAACAGUCAUUUGGCGUUAUUGCUAUUUGCAAAGAAAAAAGUUACGAACGAUGCCAUUGCGAACAUGUAUGCAGACACCCAUUCAGCAUGCUAAAACAUUUGCUACUGCACUAAGCAGGCCCCAGUUUAAAUGAUCACCUUAAAGGAAAGAAACAUCAAAAACUGCUGAGUGUGAGAAGUUGCAGGAAAUCCCAGCAGGAGAAGAGUUUGUUUGUAAGCGGUUUCCGUAAAGGCACAUCUAAUCUGGAAAUCACUGAUUACUUUCAGAACUUUGGCACAGUGGCAAAUGUGAUAAUGGACAAAGACAAAGGUCUAUAUGCCAUUAUAGAAAUGGCUGAUACGAAGGAGGUGGAAAAAGUGCUGUCUAUUACACAGCAUUGUAUGAAUGGUCAAAAGUUACGAGUGAAGCACAAAGAGAAUAAGGAGUUCAAAUAUAUUCCAAAACAGAAGCAGAAUCCUGGGAAAAAAUUGAUUGAUUUUGAAGAGCUGACACAGGCUCUCUGUCAGGCUGUUGAUGUAGAUGAACAAAUGAAGCAGUUGCUGCAGCUGUUUGAGCUUACAGAGAGUGAAACAAUGCUUAGGAAGUUGAUUGUGUCACUUUUGCAGGAGGUCUUCUUAGAAUUUUUCCCAAGUUGUAGAAUCUUGCCCUUUGGGUCAUCGGUGAAUGCGUUUGGUAUCCAUGGCUGUGACAUGGAUUUGUUUCUGGAUCUCGAAAACACCAAGGCUUUCCAGGCAAAUGCUAGAAGCAAAGUUGAAACUGAAGAGGUUAAUGGAAUUAAACAGGAUACUCCGUCUGAAACUCAAUCUGAGGACUCGAUCUUGUCUGACAUAGACCUGGGAACGUCAACAACAGCUGAGGUGCUUGAACUUGUAGCAACUGUUUUGCAGAAAUGUGUUCCAGGUGUACACAAAGUUCAGGCUGUCACGACUGCCAGGCUACCUGUGGUGAAAUUUAUCCAUAAGGAAUCAGGCUUGCAAGGAGACAUUUCUAUUAAUAAUAGGUUGGCUGUACGUAACACACAGUUUCUUCAAUUAUGUGCUUCACUGGAUCAAAGAGUGAGACCUCUUGUUUAUACUGUUCGCUACUGGGCAAAACAAAAGCAACUAGCUGGAAAUCCUUUUGGAGGGGGGCCAUUAAUGAAUAAUUAUGCAGUGACUCUCUUGGUUGUGUUCUUCCUUCAGAACAGGAUACCGCCAGUCCUCCCAACAGUGAACCAUUUAAAAGAGCUUGCAGAUGAGGAUGACCAGUGUAUAAUUGAUGGCUGGGACUGCACUUUUCCAAGUAAUCAUUCUAAAAUUGAACCCAGUUCAAAUUCUGAAGGAUUAUGUGAGCUUCUGGCAGAGUUCUACAAGUUUUAUUCACAGUUUGACUUUGCUGGAACUGUAAUUUCGCUGAGCGAAGGUAAAGUUCAUCUUGUGACUGAUUUCAUUGGUUCUGAGUCAGAAACAAAUCUCCGACUUGGACCAAUUAAUAUCCAGGAUCCGUUUGAGUUGAGUCAUAAUGUUUCUGGAAACAUUAAUGAAAGGACAGGACAGAAGUUUAAACGACAAUUAGAUGAAGCCUUCAAGUACUGUCGUAGCCUGCAGUAUCAAAGAAAAUCAAACAAAGGGAAGAUCUGGGGCAUAGUCAGAUUGUUUCAACCUCUGAAUAGUACUGACUGUUCCCCAGCACAUUCUCCAGAAUUGGAUUAUAGUUCAGUCAACGAGUUGAACCAUGGUGGGAAUGUGUUUACUAUUCCUUUCAAAUUAUCUUGCCUUUCAGAGCAAACAAGGGAAAAGUUGCAUGGAUCUUCAGAUUUCAGGGAAAUUUGGUUUAACGAGGUGUGUCAUGCUGUCCUGUAUGUGAUGGAGACUGUUCUGAAAUGUAGUUGUACAUGUAUUGAGGGGAGUAAUGUGCAAACUGAUGAUAUAAAGAUCAGUAACUUUGGUGAAAAUAGGAAUGACAAUGAAGAUAACACUGCAUUGAAGAGAAAACAUCUUGUAGAAGAAAUAUCCGAAACAUCAAGCACGAAGAAAGCAAGAAUUGAAACUGUACAAUACCGGAGAGAAGUGACCUGGCACUGUGCAGUUUGGAGCAGAGUAUGGGUUGGACGGAGAAAAAUGAGACGUCAGCUCCAUUUUAGAACAAGUAAACCUGAUGCAAAUACAGAUGUGGCGAUCAAUUCCUUAGAAGUUGAAGAAAAGGUUACUGAAGGUAUAUUGCAGCAGGAAGAGUGCGGGGAUAAAUCCAGCCCAUUAAUAAUGUUUACGCUCUGUGCCUUGCUGGUUGGAGGUAAUGAAGACACCAGGGCAAUGAUCAGAGUCACCCCCGUUCAACACACUACUUUAUUUACAGAAUUCUUUCAUUUUCUAGAGUCGUUUGUUCCCAAGAUGACUGAAAAGUGCUUUGAAAAAUCUGACUAAUAUAUCAUGAUUGCUACAAUGAUUUGACUUCAGUUUAAAGAUUUUUUUCAUAAAUAGUAAAUUGAGUUCUGUAAUAUUACUGAAAGAUUUUAUUCUAAAACGGACAAUGAAGUUGUAUAUUUCUUUGAAAAACUUUGAUUACAUCUGAGUAGGAAUGUAUUUGUAAUAUAAAUGGUAUAACUACUAAGUCUAGGUUCAAAAUAAAGACCUUCAUUAGACAGAAAUAUGCUGGAUGUGACACUGAUGAUGAUGCUUAUUAUUACACCAACUUCCUGCAGCAAAACAAUGACAUGUGCCUUCUGUAUGUAUAGUGAGCAGUUAACUGGAUUUAUCUGGUGUGAAAAGUAGACAUGUUUCCUCUAAUUGAGAGAACACCGAAUUUCAAAAGAUUUAUGUUUGUUUCCUUGUUUUGCAAAUGUGGUGAGUUUGAUCUUGACAGACUAAAUUACUAAGUGUAAAUAAACUGUUUGAUCUAAUACAUGAACUGUAGUAUUAUAUAGCAACAUGUACUUGUAGUGUUAUACUCAGGGAGUCAUUGACUGUGAAUUUUGUCCUGCGGGCACUGUACAUUGUAUAGUCUAUUCACGACUAGAUUUUUAUUUGCAUUCUGUUGAAGAUUUUCUCCUUUGAAUUGAUCUGCUUGAUUUUAUUCUUGUACUGAUGUGGCGAAGGCUUUUUAAUUGUGUUUGUUUAAUCAAUAAAAUAUUUUUAGGCACAGAUAUCAAAGAUAACAUUUUAACAUGGCUAUGAAGAAAAUAGACAAAAGAUAUUUCCUAAAAACAGGUGUUUAGUUGGUGUACACUAUCUGAGCAUUUUAUAAUGAUGCAUAAGUACAACAAUACGGGAGAAAAGUUAUUGUGAUACAAACUGUUAUGGUUGAAAGAGUGAUGUGAUUUUUUUUUUCUCCUCCCUCUAAUUGUUUUACAAACGUGGAUAUCUUUCAUCAAAAACAUUAAAUGCUGGUAGUCAAACAUGCUGUUAGCGUGUAACAAACUGCUUCAUAAAUUUGCGAACUUUGAAUUCAUAAUCUAAUUAGAGGGUUCGAUGGCAGUUAUGAUUAUAUGUUAGAGCAGUGGGAGGGAUCUUUUUCUGAUGGCUGCAAACAGGCAGACAAAUUGGAAGGACAGGAGAAGCACCUUGCUGAGUACCAUUGUUCCAUUAUUAAAAAAAAAUCUUGGGGCUGAAUUAUCACAAAUUUUCAUGCUUGGCAACAGCGUAUGUGAUUUGGGAAAACAUUUGAAACAAAUUUAAUUAACACCUUUAAACUGUAGUGUGCCAAAGCCAAAUGAAACACAAUGAGAAUUGGUGAUCAUGUGGCUCCUGGCAUUCUGCAGUAUCAAUUUUGACUGUUCCCAUUCUCAGAACAACAUUGUAUAUCUGAGAAAUGUAUAGUUUUGUGUUUUCAUAUUCCAGGUCCUGAUGUAUGUCCUUUCUUUAAAAUGAAGACAUUAGUUUUAUAGUUAGUACAUGCUAGUAAAUGUCCUGUGCUAAUGCUCCUAAUGGGUUUGAUGAACUGUUGGUGUCAAAAUGACUACAGCACAUACAUUAUAAUGCAGUAUUAUUCUGUUAAGGUGCAGCAGUUUUGAAGAUGGCCUUUACCUUUAAAGCCACAAAAUCUAGUUGUGGUUUGGUUAGUUUGCUGGUCAGAAGGAAGCUGCACAUUUGCAGCACGAUAAAACAACAUGAAUAUCUUGAUUUCAUUCUCUCAAUUUUCACACGUGAAUGUGAUAGUUGAAAUGUGAUGGAUGUGCUCAGAUUUUAUGCCUGUGUUUUACUAAAAUUUAAAUUUGUAUGAGAAUUCUACAGUAUAUUUUAAACUUACCUUAAUUUUAAAAAUAGUUUUCUUAUUGGUUAAUAAACUUUUUCAUUUUCACC